UAAUUUACAAGCCCAAUGUCCAGCCCGUCAUAUGGGAUUAGGGUUCUUAUAAAUAAGGAUAUGUGAUGUUUCUAAUUAGGGUUCUUGAACUUCUUCAUCAGAGUUUGGUCGGCACCGAGAGACACCGAGAAUCCUAGUCGCCUAGAGCAAUGUCACUUGUUGCAAACGAGGAUUUUCAGCACAUUCUGCGUGUGCAGAACACUAAUGUCGAUGGCAAGCAGAAGAUCAUGUUCGCCAUGACCUCGAUCAAGGGUAUCGGCCGCCGUUUCGCCAACAUUGUCUGUAAGAAAGCUGAUGUCGACAUGAACAAGAGGGCUGGUGAGCUUUCUGCUGCUGAGUUAGAUAGCUUGAUGGUGAUUGUGGCAAAUCCCCGCCAAUUCAAGAUCCCAGACUGGUUUCUGAAUAGGAAGAAAGAUUACAAGGACGGUAAGUUCUCUCAAGUGACGUCCAACGCCUUGGACAUGAAGCUCAGGGAUGAUCUUGAACGAUUGAAGAAGAUCAGGAACCACCGUGGUCUCCGUCACUAUUGGGGCCUUCGUGUGCGUGGUCAACACACCAAGACUACUGGUCGCAGGGGAAAGACUGUUGGUGUCUCAAAGAAGCGAUGAGAAUCUUUUUUCUGUGUCUUUAUCCUGGAUAUCUAGGCUUUCCAUCACAUAUAUAUUGCUGAGUUUGGUAUUGUUAAUGGUUUCUAUUUGAAUUUUGGAUACUGCUUCAGUUUUGUCAGCGCAUUUUGGUUAGGACGACUGUCAUUAGAAUUUGUGAUUUUGUUUACCAAUAUGCUCUAUGUUUGUGAUAAUUGGUGUUGAUUGAGCUCAGCUUCCAUUAACAAUUUCAGUUGUGAUCGUCAA
Messenger RNA from Salvia miltiorrhiza (redroot sage), 851 nucleotides. RefSeq names its product 40S ribosomal protein S18. Gene Ontology annotation, molecular function: structural constituent of ribosome; RNA binding. Gene Ontology annotation, biological process: translation. Bases 150 to 608 code for a protein of 152 amino acids. The transcript has 4 exons. Lineage: Eukaryota; Viridiplantae; Streptophyta; Magnoliopsida; Lamiales; Lamiaceae. Gene Ontology annotation, cellular component: ribosome; small ribosomal subunit; cytosol. The record is from RefSeq and is a predicted model, not a curated record.